ACUACAAAGUACCUGAACAAGUCCACUCCAUUGAAAGAUUACAAAGGCAUGCUUUUCUCUCCACAGUUGUUGCUUCUUCCCCUGUCUAAGCCUGUAUUUUUUUCUUUUUUCUUUUUUUCUUUUGGAAACGAAAAUAUCAGAGAAAGACAGAAACCCCACUUGGAUUAAUAUCCAUAGUUGAAAGAUUGAUUGGAUUUUGCGUGCUUUCAAUAUCACGGAAUGGGAAGUCUCUGAGUUCAUAUCCUUCACACAGUCGGUUUUCUUCUUCACGAGUACUUUCUCCAGAACUUGGUAGAUGAAUGCUAGUUGUCAUUCAAAAAAUAAGGUGUGCUUGAAGAUCAGCAGGCGAAAUUCUUUAAUUUUGGAUGGGGAAAAAGAGAAGCUGGUUCAGUUUGGUGAAGAGAAUCUUCAUUUCUGAGGCAAAAGAAAAAGAAGAGAAGAAACCAAAGAGCUGGAGAUGCCUUUUCACAAGGUUUAAGCUCAAGCAAUGCCCUACACUUGCAGCACCACGUAGAACAUUGACUGAAGCAAGAGCCGAGCAGAGAAAACAUGCUUUAACUGUUGCCUUAGCAACAGCAGCUGCAGCUGAGGCUGCAGUUGCUGCUGCCCGUGCUGCAGCUGAGGUUGUCCGGCUCACAUGCUCUCCUCCAUCUUAUUACCAUACCUGUGAUAAGAGAAACCAAAACUUGGCUGCCAUUAAAAUUCAAACUGCUUUCCGGGGAUAUCUUGCAAGGAAAGCACUGCAGGCAUUGAAAGGAUUGGUAAGGCUUCAAGCUCUGGUUCGAGGCCAAAUUGUGAGACGCCAAGCAAUCACGAAACUCAAGUGUUUACCCUCCACUGCAAAUACACGGGCACAGGUCAAUAUAGGGGGAGUUCUAACUACAGAAGAAACUUAUAAAGAUGGUAAUAACAGAAAGUUUCUUAGGCCAAAGAAAGAGUGUGGAGGGAGAGAAAUAAAGGCUUAUGUUAUUGAGCAGCUUGAAGGCAGCGGUCAGAGAAGUUGGGAUUACAACAUUUUAUCACAAGAAGAUGUGGAAACCAUAUGGUUGAGAAAGCAAGAGGCUCUCAUCAGAAGAGAGCGGAUGAAGAAAUACUCAUCCUCCCAUAGGGAGAGGAUAAAUGCUCAAAUGCCAGAGGAAACUGAACCCUACAAGGAGAAUGGAAGACAGAGCUGCCAGUUAGUGCGGUGGAUGGACAGUAUGGAACACAAAAGAAAAGAAGCAGAGAAUUCAAAGGCAGCAGCUGAUUCAAAUCUGUUAAAUGGCCACAUAAAUGGAACAACAAAUAUUGAACUGAGAAAUGGGUGGAAACAGAAUUCCACAGAAGGAUCAGAUAUGCCAUUUUCACUCCCGAGGAGAUCAUUUUGUCACAGAAAGCAUAAUUCAGUUAUCGAUGACAGUUCCUUUCCAAGUUCUCCAGUUUUUCCAACUUAUAUGGCAGCAACAGAAUCUGCCAAGGCGAAGGCUAGAGCACUGAGCACACCUAAGCAGAGGCUUGGGUUUCUAGACAGUUGCUUUGAUCAGAGUUCACCAUACACAAAUAGGCCAUCAUUUUGGUCUUCACUUAAUGGUGAAUCAAUUAGCAGCAGUGGAAGGAGUGGCUAUUCUUGGCAGAACACUGUAAGCAUGAAAAGCCUUAACUGAGACUCAAAUCAAAGUGGUGCUUUUGGAAGAUUCUAUGCUAAGUUUUCCAGAUUUUCAUGAUUGACUCUCUGGCUGUAACUGCAGAUUGAAGAAACUUCCAAGCUUAUCUGAUUGGUACAGGAAGUGUGAUGCCCCACUUUUAUCUUUGUACAUUUUCUUAUGUGUUAUCUUUUUUUGGAUCUGUUUGUUUGAGUGCAACUAUUCCCUGGCUAAAAUUUUCAAUCAGAGAUGGCUUUUCUAUCCUUGUGAAGAAACUUUUUACCGUAUAUCACUUUAGAAGAAACGUUUUCAUUUC
Messenger RNA from Vitis vinifera (wine grape), 1938 nucleotides. RefSeq names its product protein IQ-DOMAIN 12. NCBI's taxonomy places the organism in Eukaryota, Viridiplantae, Streptophyta, Magnoliopsida, Vitales, Vitaceae. Gene Ontology annotation, molecular function: protein binding. The record is from RefSeq and is a predicted model, not a curated record. The transcript is spliced from 6 exons. The coding region runs from base 366 to 1643 and encodes 425 amino acids.